Brassica rapa (field mustard) is the source of this 3694-nucleotide messenger RNA. RefSeq names its product putative pectinesterase 10. Gene Ontology annotation, biological process: pectin catabolic process; cell wall modification. Gene Ontology annotation, molecular function: pectinesterase activity. Lineage: Eukaryota; Viridiplantae; Streptophyta; Magnoliopsida; Brassicales; Brassicaceae. The record is from RefSeq and is a predicted model, not a curated record.
CUCUGUAUUACGAGUUUCUCAUGCUGAACGUAUGUGAAAUCUAGCUCCGUCAUAUGAGACAUCUAGUGCGAUCGUUACUGCUUUGGCAUCACGUUAUCUGUAUUUCUUAUCGUUGGAUCUUCCUUUUACAUACCGAAUUCAUCUUCUUCGUUGUGUGUGUGUUGAGUGGGUUUGAGUUACAGAGAGAGAUUGUAUUGAUAGGGAGACUUCGUCGUAACAAACUUAUCACAUACACAGAUGACAAUAUAUCUUCUUGCAAAGCCUCUUUCUCACGUUAUGGCGUUGCUCGAGCUGUUCCCUACUUAUUCAGUCAAUUUUUGUGUUGACCUCUUCUUCCUCUGAUGCUUUAGCACCUGAAGGCUCUCCCUUACUCUGUAUCCAUGGUGCUCCACCUCUUCAUCUCUCUCAAAUCAGUUAAGCUGGCUCUGGAUCUAGCUCGUUUAGUGGUGUGGAAUUUGUUUUGUGUUUUGCGGCAAUUGGACUCUCUAGCGGCUCUGGCUCCUGCAGUGUGUCUCUGAAGGGUUAGCUACCUUUCGAUCCGCUCUCUCUAUAUGUUAUUUUGGUUUAAUGGGUGUAAUGGUCACGGCGAGUGUGCUUGGAGACGGCAAUCUUCUGGUCAGCUCUACUCUCGUGCUGUCGGAGGUCUCUUUUGUCAGGUGUUUUGGGUUUGUUUCAUGCUUGGGUUCUUGGUCUGGGUCAGAUUUGGGCGGGUGGUCAGAAGCUACAAGAGUCGUUAUUUCAAGGUUUUUAAGGUACCUUUCUCUCGGUAGCUCGUGGUGCUUGGUUCUCUUCCUUGACCAGUCUGGUUUCUUUUGAUCUGAGCCCAUCUCGUUGCUUUGCUGACUUUAGGCCUACUUCCGUCAUUUUUUGGGUUUGGUCUAUUCCGGUUUAAAAUUGUUGUUUAGUCUAAAUUUCUGUAUUCCGCUUAAAGUGUCUUUGUAAUUUCUGUCACAAAUUUAAAAGUAGUAUAAAAUUUAACAACAUCUUAUCCCAAAAAGUGCUAUAAGUUUUGUUUAUAGUGGAUUCUGAAGCUUCAUAUAAAAGUUAAGAUGCACUUAAUUCUCCUGAUUAUUUUUACGUAAGCAUUUACUUGUAUAUUUGUGCAUGUAUGUAUAAAGAAUCUCAUUUCUUGGAUAUAAUCUUUGAAUUUUGUGUUGCUGUAAUGUAUGUUCUUUAAGAAAUAAAUAUGUUCUUUAAGAAAUAAAUAUGUUCUUUAAGAAAUAAAUAUUAAGAAUGGUCAACUUGUACAUAUUUACCUUCAUUUGGUUAUAGAGAUAAGAAUUAAUAGAUUUUAAACCAUACUUGGAAUUAGGUAGGGAAUGUACAUACAUUUGAAGUGUAGAUAAAUGGACGUUUAAAUCAAGUUUAGAGAAACACAAAAAAAAAAUAAAUCAACUUGACUUUUCCUAAGUUGUGUCGUUAAAAGAGCUUAAACUUUUGCUUUAACAAAUGAAAUUUCUAAUUUGUCUUUUGGCUCUAUCAUUUUGGAAUUUGACGGCUAGUUCAUCACGUAUCUCUCCUCAUGGUUUAGAACACAAGCAACCAAAAAAUUUCAACAUUGAUAUAGGAAAGACAGUGGUGGUUGGUCAGAGUGGUGCAACUCACUUCAAAACCAUCCAAGCAGCCAUCGACUCCGUUCCCUCUGGUAACAAUAAAUGGAUCAAGAUUCAGCUUCAAAACGGAAUCUACUUCGAAAAGAUAGUGAUUCCGAUGGAGAAAGAAAAGAUAAUAUUGCAGGGAAACAACCCAUUAGAAGUGAUAAUUCAAUAUAAUGAUGCAGGACAAGCCAGUUCGAGUGGUCCGAUGAUCGUUAACGCCGAGUACUUCAUUGCGAUCAAUGUCACAUUCAAGAACUCUUAUAACAGUAUAGCAUCAGUAGUACCAUAUAAAAAGAUAAAGGUAGCUCCAUCAAUUGUACUAUUGGCGGACAAGGCGUGGUUCUAUGGCUGCAGUUUCAUCAGUGUCCAAGACACACUCGCUGACUUAGUCGGCCGUCACUACUUCAAAAACUGUUACAUCGAAGGAGCCAUUGAUUUUAUAUGGGGAGGGGGCCAAUCUUUAUACGAAAAGUGCGUGAUAUACGUUAAAGCAAUGAUGAACGUUAAGGGAAUGAUGAACGAUGAAAUGGUGAAAAGCGGAGCAAUGUUACCUGGAUUCAUAACCGCGCAAGGGAGGCAAAGCGAGCAAGACACAAGUGGAUUUGUGUUCAAAUUCUGCACGAUUAAAGGAGAUGGUACGGCGGCUUUGGGAAGAGCUUACCGAGGCUACUCUAGAGUUGUCUUUUACGCAACCAACAUGUCUAAUGUUAUUGUUCCCCAAGGAUGGGACGCUUGGCAUUAUAAAGGCGAAGAGGAUAAAAUCACAUUCGUGGAGGUAAAGUGUACGGGAGAAGGAGCGAAUAAGCAAGGAAGAGUUGGAUGGGAGAAGAAUCUUUCUGAUACAGAUAUUGAUUUUCUUAUAAACACUAAAACUUUCAUUGCUGGAGAUGGUUGGAUGACUACUCUUCCUUCUUCUCUAGUCUCUUUAUAUUCACCAUCUUCCAUUUAGUAAGUGUCCAUGAUUGUAUUAUUUUGGUCAAUACUCACCAACUCAAAAAACCAUGCGCAUGAUUGUUUUUGAACUAAGAUUUUCAAUUAAAAGCAAAGGGAUGAUUACAGCAUGGUAAAGUAUUAACAUAAGAACAACAAUAGAGAACUGAACUUGUAAAAGCCUGGGUAUCUUUAUCAACUCUCCAGUUUGUAGAGAUCCUAAACGUUUUGUGCAAGUUCCAUGGGGAAAGAUAUCAAUGUUUGAUAGGAAUCAUAGGUAAUGAAAAGUGAGACUCGUCUCUUUGGUUAUGGGGUUAAAUCUCUUGACUCUAUUAACCAUCCCAGUCUUGAUGAUUCGAUUAUUUUGGAAGAGAACAUAAUUACCACUGACUGGAAACAUAAAGACCUCCAUCCUGUGGUUUAUAAACACGGAUGCGAUGAGUUGAAUAUAGACUCGGGGACAUCUGAUAUUGUAUCCAACGGACAAAGAUCCAAAAUCCUCUCUACCGCUGUUGAAUUGGCAUCCUUCCUCUACAUCCAAAGGAUAAAUGUACGGAUUUUCUAGUACCUUAUAAAUGUGUGUUGUGACCUUUUUUGACUCGAAAAAACUUUUUAAAAAUUGAGUCCAUGAGCAUGAUCAUACAACCAUGCUUCGAUACCACUAUUUUAACACCCUCAAAUUGUGUUAAUCCGGACAAGUAAAGAAGACCUGGAGAUGUCGAAUUUGACAAGCAUCGUACACAAUCAAGUUAAGGCCUCUUCGAGUACAUCCUUGAUACUGUCCCUCUCAACCACAUCCUAGAGCUUGCCAACCCGUAUAGUGACAAUAAUUGUGUUAGUGCAGACAAAACUAACAUCACGGUUCUCAGGGAUUAACUACCAAAAAUACAUCUUAUUUGUAAACAACAGCCGCAGAAUUUGACUUAUCCAAAUAUAUUUACAAUGGGAUCCCAUAGGAAAAAGAAAACACAAUAUACUGGAAUCUACACCAGCUACAUCUACCGUACUUCAAAAACGCAACCCCUUCUAAGGCUUCCUAAAAACAAAGAGUCAUAGUAAUCUAGUAUUAAUCAGUAAAUCCCGAACCCCAACUACACAACAAUGAUACCAACUGAACCCCACAAUAAAUAGCAUGCAACGAUCAAUAAGAAAACAAUGGAUGAAUC